GGGGAGCGGUGGCCGGCCCGUCGGAGAACUCCGACUCCCGGCCUGCUCUGCGGCAUGCGCGCCUGCGCCUGCGCAGUCGGUGGGCAGCAGGAGGGCUGGAGACCCAAACACUGAGGAGCUGACGGGCUUUGCGGAGGCUGGAGGCGGCCUUCGGAGGUGGUGAUGUCUCCCUGAGCCUGUGCGUGGAGGUUGUGCUGCAGCCCUCGCCCUCCGAGACCACCAGUGUUGGCCCUCAUGGAAAUGGCUCACAUUCGAGACUUCAGUUUACAGAAUGCACGCAUGGACCCUGAGGAGCUCUUUACGAAGCAGGAACGGAUUGGGAAAGGCUCUUUUGGUGAAGUAUACAAAGGAAUAGAGAACCGCAGUAAGGAAGUUGUGGCAAUCAAAAUCAUUGACCUAGAGGAGGCAGAGGACGAGAUAGAAGACAUCCAACAGGAGAUUACAGUGCUCAGCCAAUGUGAUAGCCCAUAUGUCACCAAGUACUAUGGCUCUUACUUAAAGGGCACAAAAUUAUGGAUAAUCAUGGAGUAUCUGGGUGGAGGCUCUGCAUUAGACUUGCUGAAACCAGGCCCUCUGGAGGAGACGUACAUUGCCACAAUUCUUCGGGAAAUCCUUAAAGGAUUAGACUAUCUGCACUCGGAACGGAAAAUUCAUCGGGAUAUUAAAGCUGCUAAUGUGUUACUGUCAGAACAAGGUGACGUCAAGCUCGCAGACUUUGGGGUUGCAGGCCAACUAACAGAUACCCAAAUAAAGAGGAACACUUUUGUGGGCACGCCCUUCUGGAUGGCACCAGAAGUCAUCAAACAGUCUGCAUACGACUUCAAAGCAGACAUCUGGUCCCUUGGAAUAACUGCAAUUGAAUUAGCGAAGGGGGAGCCGCCGAACUCGGAUUUACAUCCUAUGCGAGUUCUAUUCCUCAUUCCAAAGAACAACCCCCCAACUCUGGAAGGGAAUUACAGCAAGCCCUUCAAAGAAUUUGUAGAGGCUUGCCUCAACAAGGACCCCAAAUUUAGACCAACAGCAAAAGAGCUUCUGAAACACAAGUACAUCCAGCGAUACACAAAGAAAACCUCCUACCUAACAGAACUAAUCGACCGCUACAAGCGCUGGAAAUCGGAAGGUCACGGUGAGGAGUCCAGUUCCGAAGACUCCGAUCUUGAAGCUGAUGCAGAGGAAAGAGAUCAGUGUCCAGUUUGGACUUUCCCCACCGUACGUCCCAGCACCUUAAGCAAGUUGCAAAACGGAAUGCCUGUACAGAGUUCUCAGAAGCCCUCGGAACCUAUGAAGCGACUGCCAAAGUCAAAGUGCUUGACGACCCUGGUCAAUCCCAUGUUCAGAGAGCUACAAGAGAAGCACAAAGUCAGUGGUGGGAAUCUGGGUGCCAUUGAAGAGCUGGAGAAUGCUUUUAAUCUGGCAGAGGAAUCCUGUCCGGGCAUUUCAGAUAAACUGGUAGCACACAUGGUGGAGCGGGUACAAAGGUUUUCAUUAAGCGGUUCUAGCAAGAACUCUGCGCGGUGAGGAUCUCGGCACCUUCAGGGGCUUCCUAUGUGCCCCGUGACCCAGCACCCAACAACACCCUUCCUGCUGCAGUUAGGAAAGUCUGUGACUGCUGAUGCCACUGCUUCAUGGCCAAGCCGCUGAGACUCGAUCACACUGUUGGAUCAGAACUGAAGAUGUUUUACUUUUAACACUGAUGCCAUGAGGGGUGGCACCAAAUAUGAGGGGUUGAUUUUUUUUUGUUGUUUUAAUUAGAAGUUACAAUAUUUUUACAGUUUCUUUUUAUGCAGAGAAGGUUAAUUGAUGGUGUAUAUCAAUCUGUAUUAGUAGAAAUGUACUGUGUGAGAGACAGCAUCUCUUGCUUGCCUGUCUAGGUUCUGUUUCAGAUUUCAAUUUUUUAAAAUGGUUUUAAAAUUAAAUAAUGCCAUUUAUAAGGGUGCGCAAGCAUGGAUUAUAUACAUUCGGGGUAGAGACUCCAAGAUGGUGUACAACUUUCACUGAACUCUUUUAAGAGGGGGCUACAUUCUGCUGCUUACAAAAGAUGUUAGUUGGAUGUGGGAGUUGGUGGUGCUUAUCCAGACCUUGGAUCAGUCAAAUCAUUCCAGACUACUCUUGGAGUAGUCCGAUGGCAUAGGCAAAGUGUCUCUCGACUGCGAAGGCUGCGUUUUCAGUCAGUCCAAUCUGCUGGUCUGAUCAAGGGAGUCUUCUUAACAGCCUUCAAGAUGGACCCCUGCAUGUUGCAGGGGGAGAUCGAGGUUGGCCAUUGAAAAGACCAGCUCAGCAACUGGAAGGGAGAAUUUGUGAAGGAUAAGAUUAAGGAGUGAAAACAGUUUUAUUUAAAAAAAACACUUAAACGUGAAGUUGUAGAGACAUGAAUGUUACUCCUGAGUAUAUUAUAAUCCCUCAUCUUAGACAGCACAAAGCUCCCUUUUCUCCCACCCCUCCAAACACCGCAAAUUACAGUGACAUAACCCCAUAUUUUUAUUUUUACCACGACCUGCAAAAGUGAUUCUGUCUCUUUGUAGGACAGUUCCACAGUGCUGAAUCGUGGGGUUGAUUGAAAGGGUGCAAGUCACACCUGUUGGGAAUCACACCACCUUGUUUCCCUGCAAACAUCUUGAUGGAGGAGAGAGAGAAACAUACUGCCUUCCCAGGUGGGAUCUCAAUUUCUGUAAGCGCUCCAGCCUGGGUUGCGACACGAGCAUGAAACAAGCAAAGCAGAAUGUUACUUGGAUCAGAUGGUGGAGAAAUUUAAGACUGCAUGUCUUAAAUCGAAGGCUGGCCACAUCUGGAACAGUCUUUCUUCAGGUUAACACUCCAAACUUUUCAUAUCUAAAUGGGUGACAAUGAGUGAUCUGUGGGCAGCUGGAAAAGAACAUUCUCUCUUGUUUUAAGGACAGAUUCAAAAGGUAGAUGACUCAAAUGUUUUAACCAUGACUGCGCCCUCACCCCCAACACUGAUUUUGCACUGUUAGUAUUCCAGAGAACAAAAAUUUGUAGGCACAUCGAAGAAGUAUUACUGUUACCAUUGUACAGCAAUUGAGUUGCUGUUGCCAAAGGAUCACCAGGUCAUUGGAGAUCUGUGGAACUGUGUUCAGUCCUUGAACUGAAACGCUGCUGGCCAAUGUCUUUAAUGGCAUUGACAUGGACUUUCCUACUGAACAAACUGGGGAAACCCUGGUGUUAGCAGGACAUGUAACAAAUGAGUUUUGCGAUGCAGUUUUUAUUUCAUCUACUUUCAAAGGAAGUUUCUUUAUCUCACUUGAUGUAGCACAAAAAAAAAUUACCAUAAUAUCGUGUCCAAAUUAAGUUUGUGUUUUCUUCUGUAAGUACAUAAAUGUUCCAUUGUGUAAGUACGAUCACAUUCCUUCUAGGUUCUAUUAUGUAAGUUGGAAUCAGUGAUAAUUUUGAAUGGAUCCUCUGUAUGGCCUUAAAGGGGAUGGCAGGCUGAUUGGAUUAUUUUGCUUUUACUCUAUGCAUUAGGAAGAUGAACAAAAUGAGUGACAAUACUGCUAUAAAAUGUGCCCAGCCACAUUGUCCUGCUCCUACAAUAAAAACAUUUGACCCAAAUCUGGUAGAAAUGCCAUGAUAUAAUUAGGGGAGAGUGAAAGAGCAAAGUGAACCAAAUAAGAUUUCUGUGGGAGUGGAAGCGUGUGUUUAGGACUGCAGUGUUCCUGACCUGAAAGACUUCAAAUAGUAUGACUUAAGAAUGGACAGUUGGUAGUAAGACUGGGAAGUCGCAAAGAAACUGCAGCAUGACAUAAAGGGAAAUGAGAUGUGCAAAAGAGGUUGUUCUAAAAAUACUGUUGGUAACAUCCAGGCAAAGGACUGAUCAGUCUCAAAAUGUGUGAGGGUAGCAAUCUGCCAGGAGUUUCAGCUGUGACUUUUGCAAGAUACCCAGGGGGGACUGGUUGAUUCAUUUUGUUGGGUUUACCCAGUGUUGUGGCUGGAGAUCUGGAGAAACCCACCCUGAAUGUUUCGCUGGAUCAUGGUUUGCUGGCGCCUACACGUAAUCUGACUUUUCUUUUCAAAUUACUGACUCUGCUUUUCAUCAAGGGCCUAUUCCCAUGGUGAUUCCAGGUCUGACACACAGCUGUAAUCAGUUCCAAGCUCCAGAUACCUGCAUCCCAUUGAGGAAGACGAGCAGUAACUCUGCAACCUUGUCAGUGAAGCUCGGGAUUGUGUUCCUGUCUGUCUUGUAUUUGUAUACUGCGUGCAUUAACAGUGUACAAGUGCACACUAGGUCUGCAAACCCAAUUGUUACCUAUCUUAAAAUCCAGUUUAGGUUUGGUUGUAGUUAUUUAUGGUGAAGGAGCAUAUCCAUGCUCUCGGAGCAGUGGAUUGUGUUUUAUAUACAGUGUAAUGGACAAUAAAAUACAAGAAUGGGCC
Pristis pectinata (smalltooth sawfish) is the source of this 4386-nucleotide messenger RNA. RefSeq names its product serine/threonine kinase 25b (gene stk25b). The record is from RefSeq and is a predicted model, not a curated record. Gene Ontology annotation, biological process: protein phosphorylation. The transcript is spliced from 11 exons. Gene Ontology annotation, molecular function: protein kinase activity; ATP binding. Bases 235 to 1518 code for a protein of 427 amino acids. Lineage: Eukaryota; Metazoa; Chordata; Chondrichthyes; Rhinopristiformes; Pristidae.